This is a messenger RNA of Hansenula ciferrii, 708 nucleotides long. RefSeq lists its product as uncharacterized. The record is from RefSeq and is a predicted model, not a curated record. The transcript has a single exon. NCBI's taxonomy places the organism in Eukaryota, Fungi, Ascomycota, Saccharomycetes, Phaffomycetales, Wickerhamomycetaceae. The coding region runs from base 1 to 708 and encodes 235 amino acids.
AUGGAUUACAAUAUCAAGCAAGAGAAUCGUAAGAAGUUUCAAGACAAGUCCAAAUUGAAGAGACACCAUAAGAAAGAUUACUCAAAAGUGAUACCGAAGGAAUCAACAGAUCAGAAUAAAGAAGAACCACAACAGAUUGAAGAAACUGAAAUUGAAUAUGAAGAUGUGUUAGAUCCUGAAACAGAUGAACAAGGUAGAUUUGUCUUACACGGUGAUCAAUAUGAAGCUAUAAACGAUGAAGGUGUUACAGUGGUUAGAAGACCCAAAAUUGACAAGACAAAGACAAAUGCAUGGAGAUAUAGAGAUGAAUUAGAAAUAUUAGGUCUUGAUCAAGAUGAUGAAGAACUAUUGAAAAAUAUAGAUUUUAAAAAAUUAAAUUUUAAUAAGAUUGAUUCUAAAAAAGAUAAAUCAUCAUUUAAAGAUUUUAAAAAAAUGUCAAAUGAUGAACUACGAAAUUUGAAAAUUAUAGAUUCAAAAUUUGAUGAUCCAGAUUCUACUUAUGAUAAAAGUGAAGAUGAUAUAGAUGAUUUAGAGAGAUUACUUAGUAAAAGAUCAAAUAAAUCUACAAUCAAAUCACAACAAAUACCCCAUGAUCUAUCCAAUCCAUCAUUUCAAUCACAAUCACAAUCACAACCAAGUGAAAAAAAUCAGAAUAAGACACCAGUUGCAUUAAAAAGCGAUGAAGCAUUCCUAGAUGAUUUACUUUAG